AUUCCUCCAUCUCAUUUGAUCCUUGCGGUGGUUGCGUCUCACCAGGUGGGGCUCGUUGUCGGCAAGCUCAGCGCCUCCUCCGACCGCGCCCUUGUCUACGCCCUGCUCCCCACGCCGCCCACCGACGCCGACGCCCCUGCCUGCUCCCUCCGCGCCUCAUCCUCCUCUUCCUCUUCGGGCGCCAAGCCCAAGACAUCCAAGGGCCCCUCGGCCUCCACGCCCUCUCUCGAGUUCGAUGUCGACUGGAUCGCCGAGCACGCGCGACAGGUGGCGAGGAUGCUACUCGGAGGAAUGAGUGUCAUAGGUGUUUACAUAUGGGCUUCUGAGGCCUCCUUCAAGGCCACUUCCCCUGCUGUCUUAUCCCAGGUUAUUAGAGCGGUUUCUCAUGCUUGGUAUGGCAGUGGCUUUGCUGAGAGGCUGCUCAUUCAUAUCUCUUACAGUCCACGAAGGUGGGCCUGUCGUAUAUGCGAGAUUGCAUCAGGAAGUCUGCGGCCAUGUGAUUUCAAAUACAGCAAACUAUUGGCUUCUCUUCAAAGCUUCAGAUGCACAUACAAUUUUGAGAUAAGAUUGACAGUUGUUCAAGAUGAGCCGUUUAAGAAAGUUAUUUCAAAGGCAAUCAAUCACCUCACAGAGGAAGUGCAGAAUGCCAAAACUUUAAUUGAUAGAGAUCUGGUUUCAGAAGACAUAAACAUAAGUACAGAGGGCCCACACCGAGUCGAUUUUCUUGUACCAUUCAAGAAUUCUAUACCUGUUGAAGAAUGCAGUUUAGAGGGAGUUGCUGGGCUUCUUCGCUUCGUUGGAUCAGUCAGUGCCUUGGCAUACUUAGGCCCGAAAGAAUCUAUUUCAGAAGCUAUAUCUGAUCUGAAGGAGGACAUCAUAGCAAGUCUAAGAAGCAGAUUGGAUAUCAUCCUCGAUGAGGCAGAUGAUGACUCUACCACUAAUGACUUGGAGAAAUCACCAUCUCAGAAGGUCACUCAAAUUAUUUUUCGUCAGUUGAGAGAACCUUAUAAUUUCUCGUUCCCUAGAAGAGUUCUGAUACCUUGGUUGGGCGGCACCUAUGUUUGUGAUUACCUGCAACGAUCAGAGACAACGGAGGAUGCAACGGAGCGAUGCAAGGAAGUUAUAUCACUGGAAACAGUUGCAGAAGGCUCCUUAAUGUUAGAACCAGAAAGUGCAGCGGAUUCUGUGACACUACAAUCCUUUUGGGAUAUGGUGCCUGGAGCUUCAUCACAUGAGCGUGCAGGAUCCAGCUUGGAGAAUAGUCAUCCUGGACAGACAGAUGAUUCAAGCAGAAGACAAGGCGGCAGUUUCAACAUUCUAGCUGCUCUAUUUGCACUGCUGGUUGCUCUUGUAGUUGGAUCUGUACUCUCUUUCUCUGCCAGUUGGAACGCCUGAGCCUAUACUAUUAACUUUGAGUUUUAGAUUGCAUGCCAAGGAUAUAAUUUUUUGUAAAAGGGAGUAGAAAAAGAUGAGCAAGUUUAAAUUAAAUUGCCAACAAACUAGAGUCCUUUGAUAUUCAGCGUCUGUUUUAACGUGAA
Messenger RNA from Phragmites australis (common reed), 1538 nucleotides. RefSeq lists its product as uncharacterized. The transcript has 10 exons. The record is from RefSeq and is a predicted model, not a curated record. Gene Ontology annotation, biological process: intracellular protein localization. Gene Ontology annotation, cellular component: endomembrane system. The annotation marks the transcript as partial. Lineage: Eukaryota; Viridiplantae; Streptophyta; Magnoliopsida; Poales; Poaceae.